CAAAUACCCGGCCUAAAUUUGAAAUCAAAGCAAACCACCACCGGGAGACAGCGAAAUGGCAGCGGAGCAGGAGGAGGCCAUCGCCGGCAAGCGGGACGGAAGCGGCGCCAUCUCCGACGCGCUCUCCCUCUUCGCCUCCCGCCUCUCCCGCCGCAGGUUCGGGGAGGAGGAGCUCCGGGUGCUGGAGGCGGCGCUCUCCGCCGGCGGGGACGUGGCCGCGCUGCUCGCCACGCGCUCGGAGGCCCGGCGCCUUCUCAGGGAACGCGCGGCCGAGGCGUUCGCCGCCGCCGUCGAGGAAGGGGACGGGGCGAGGCUCGCGGUCGCUGACUUCUUCGCGCGCGCCUUCGCCCUCGCCGGCGACGUCGAGAGCUGCCUUGCUAUGAGAUACGAAGCGCUGGUUCUGCGAGAGGCCAAAUACUCCCACGACAUUCAUCUGCGUGUGUCCCAUGAAGAAUGGUCUACUUUUGCAAAGGACUCUCUCGACAAUGGGUUCUACGCCAUUGCUUCCAAGGCUUCUGCAAAUGCACUUGUGCACAUUCAUCCCAGCCGCUUGGGAUACUUGGACUCUACUAAUUCCAUUCUGAAGAAGGACAAGAUUGACGAUAUAAGAGGACUCCAAAACUUGGCCAAGUUAUUAUCUGCGCAGCAUUCUGUUCAGACACAAUCAGCUGAAUACAUGAAAAGGAAAGCUUCAGGCGUCAAUGAGAAGUGUGAUUUGCACCCAACAAAACCAAAGUUACCAGGGAGUGUGAUGUUUAGGCUGGGGAUCAGAACAAGGAACGCACAGAAACUACUUCAUAGCCGCAAGAGGAACUUAGAAGAGGUCUAAGUUGAUGUCUGACAUCUUCCCCAAGACCAAGACAAGAAGAGUGGCAUGUCUUUCCUACGAGCCUUUUUUCGAUACAAGAGGUGAGUUUGAUGCUUCAGUUUUACUCCUGGUUCCCUGACAUAGCUUCGAACUUCUCAGUCUAGAGCCUGGUACCUAUUGAGCAUCUGCAGGACGUAACAUCAACACAGAUUUGGUUUUAUCUCAGUUAUUGGCUACCUCGUUGAUAGCUGAGGAUAUUUUCUCCCAUCAUUAGUUGUUUUCCUUCAUUAAAUACAUCCAUAACUCUGUAUGUGUAUGUUGCUCCUUAUCAGAUCACUUUGAACUUUCUCUGUAAGAUAACUAUGUCAUGGCAUACGUCUGAUUUGAUAGAACAGAAGUGUGGGGUUUUCAUGGGUAGCA
Molecule: messenger RNA, 1228 nt
Organism: Brachypodium distachyon (stiff brome)
Lineage: Eukaryota; Viridiplantae; Streptophyta; Magnoliopsida; Poales; Poaceae
Exons: 5
Coding region: 56-829 (257 amino acids)
Biological process (GO): meiotic DNA double-strand break formation
Source: RefSeq, a predicted model, not a curated record